Messenger RNA from Morus notabilis, 1926 nucleotides. RefSeq names its product putative disease resistance protein RGA3. The coding region runs from base 1 to 1926 and encodes 641 amino acids. Gene Ontology annotation, biological process: defense response to other organism. Gene Ontology annotation, molecular function: ADP binding; protein binding. Lineage: Eukaryota; Viridiplantae; Streptophyta; Magnoliopsida; Rosales; Moraceae. The record is from RefSeq and is a predicted model, not a curated record. The transcript is spliced from 3 exons.
AUGGAGGUCGUUUCUGGCGUAGCUGUGGAAGUGUUGAAGACGGUAGCUAGUUUUGCCGACGAAAAGAUUAGCUUGGCAUGGGGCAUGAAAGACGACCUAGAGAAGCUUGAGGAGACCAUGUCCACUCUCGAAGCUGUGCUCUUAGAUGCCGAGGAGCAGCAGCAAGAAAACAAAGAAAUAGAAGUCUGGUUGAGGCGGCUUAAGGAUGUCUUCCUUGAUGCUUGGGACGUGCUGGAUGAAUAUGAGUGUGAACUGCUCAGAAGAGAAGUGGUGAAGAGACAUGGACGCAUUGAUAGAAAGGUACGUCGUUUCUUCUCGCGCUCCAAUCCACUUGCGUUCUGCUUGAGCAUUGGUAAUCAAAUUAAGGCGAUAAGGCAAAAGUUAGAUGAUGUUGCCAAAGAUAAGAGUAAUUUCCAUCUAAAAGAACAUCAUCAGGAUGCAAGGCAAGUGCGGAGGGAGAUGGAAUCUUCCUUUGUAAGGCCUUCGGAAGUUAUUGGUAGAGAAAGUGACAGAGAUAAGAUCGUGAAGUUAUUGAUGCAAAAAGACAACAAUAAUAGUAUCUCUGUUAUACCGAUAAUAGGAGUUGGGGGUCUAGGAAAGACUGCGCUUGCCAAGUUAGUGUACAAUGAUGACAAAGUUACUGAGAAGUUUUAUCCAAAACUGUGGGUGUGUGUGCAACAAGAUUUUAAUGUCACUGAACUGACAAGAAAACUUCUUAUAUCUUCUAUCAGUGCAACUAAUACCGUACAUCAAUCAUUGAAACAAACAAGGGAUAUUAGUAAUUUGUCUGUAGAUCAGUUGCAAUUGUUCUUGCGAAGCAUUUUAAAGGACAAAAAGGUUUUGCUUGUACUGGAUGACGUAUGGAAUGAAGAUCGCGGUAAGUGGAAUGAGGUGAGAGAUUUGCUGUCGGCAGUUUGCGCUAUGGGGAGCAAAGUCAUAGUCACAACACGCAAUACUCAAGUAGCAUCAAUCAUGGGCACAACUCGGACACAUCAUUUGGAAUGUCUCUCUGAGGAGGAUUCUCUGUCUUUAUUUUUCAAAUAUGCAUUUGUAGAUGAACAAGAGGCUGCACGAUUUCCAAAACUAAGAGAUAUUGGCAAGCAAAUUGUACAAAAGUGUGGAGGGCUUCCUUUGGCAUUGAAGACUUUGGGGAGCGUGCUUUGCUCAAAAACAGAUGAUGGUGAAUGGAUAUAUGUGAGGGAUAGCGAGAUAUGGAAGUUGAGACGAGAGCAAAAUGAUCCUAUUUUAUCUGCACUGAAAUUAAGCUACAGUACAAUGUCUCCGUCCUUAAAGCAAUGUUUUGCUUAUUGUUCUCUUGUUCCAAAGAACUUUAGAGCGAGUGACUUGUACAUGAUCAGGAUAUGGAUGGCAUUGGGCAUCAUUCACUCGAGUGGGAAAGUAUUGGGAAAUUGCAUUUCAAAGAGCUUUGCGGCGGAUCUUUCUUUCAAUAUCUUGACGAUGCCGAGCAAAAAUUCCAACUCUACAACUGCCCCGAAUGAGAGAGUGCGGCAUUUGAGGAUACUGUUGAAGGAUGGCCAUGAUCAAAGCAUCAUAAUGAUCUUGCAGAAAUUACAAAAAGUGCGGAGUAUUUUUGUUGCUAAAGAAAUGGGUGAAGAGCCUAAUAUUGAGGAGUCCUUCCUUUCCACAUGCAUCUCAAGACUCAAAUACUCGCGACUGUUGCAUUUAUAUGGUUUAUGUUUUGAGGUGCUGCCAAGUUCAAUUGGUGCUCUCAAGCAUUUGAGGUAUCUGAACUUAAGUGGAAACAAAAAGAUCAAAAAACUGCCCAAUUCAAUUUGCAAGCUGCAAAGUUUGCAAACUCUGUACCUCCAUAGGUGUUCAGAGCUUGAGGAGUUACCAAGAGAUAUAAGAAACUUGAAAUUUGAGAUCUUUGCCGCAAGAUAUGAGAUGUUGUACCACAUUACGUAG